UUGCCGAAUUGAUAACUGAGGACCUCGAUUUCAUCAUUAUUUCACCCUGGAAAAUUGCGUUUGCCACCUGCGGCUUACCCCUACUUUAGUCAGCGAAAAUUUCUUUUGGUGGCGAAUUCAUCAACACUUUGUUUUAUCUUGCUUCCCGCCAUUUGCUAUAUAAACCCAGUAUUCACCACACGCAAUUCAUACAGUAUAGUCCAUUAUUUACAAUGCCCCAACUAAUUGACACCCAUUUGCAGCCACACACAUCCCGCCCCUCGGCGUCGCACUUUACCUGCAACACGUGUGGGAUCCAGUUUCCGCUUGCUGUGUUGCAGAGACAGCACAUGAAGACGGACUGGCACCGCUACAACCUCAAGAGGCGAGUGGCGCAGCUCGAACCGCUUACGUCGGAGGUGUUUGCAGGCAAGGUUUUGGCGCAGAAGGCACACGAGAAUCUUUUGCCGGAGGUCGAAGACGAGUACGGCUUUGUGGUACACAACAAGAUCGCGUCCAGCGCCAGACAGGUGACGAAGAAGGACAUGCGCAAGCAGGAGAAGAUACAGAAACUGGCUAGAGGGCGAGCUGUGGCCGCCACGGUAGCCAGAGAAGCCUCCCCCGCCAGUGUGUACUCCGCCUUCAGCUUAGGCGGCUCAACCACCGGGGAGGACGAUACCGGGUCUGAAUUGAACUUCACAACGACCGAAGACGAGAUCAGCAGUGCAGAAGAAGAGAGCGAAGAGGAGACUGCUGAAGAGGAUGAGAUGAUUGAGAUCUCAGAGUGCUUGUUCUGUGGAACGAUUCACGCCUCGGUGGAAGAUUCCGCCGAUCACAUGUUCCAAAAGCACGGACUCUAUAUUCCGCACAGAGACAAGCUUGUAGACUUGUCGGGUUUGAUCCAGCACUUGAUUGAUUACAUCGUGGAUAACGACAACCGGUGCUUGAACUGCUCGUUCGCAGGGAGAAACUUGGAGAGUACCAGACAGCACAUGCUUUCGAAGGCACACUGUCGGUUGCGGUAUGAAACAAAGGAGGAUAAGAUGGAGGUUGAGCAGUUCUACAGGUUUGAGGCUUCGCCGCUAUCUGGCCUGGAUGUGGAGAUGGACGACGACGUGGACUCACAGUACCAGACUGUAGAGGUGGAUGCUUCCGGGGUUGAAUUGGUCUUGCCCACCGGAAGCCGUAUUGGUCACCGAUCGAUGAAUCGGUACUACCGCCAGCGGAUCACCGAGGUGGUUCGCAGAGAAGAUGACAGCACCGUGGCUGUGGCUGACGGCAGAUACAAUGGGGCCGGGCUUGUGGGUCAGGUUGUCUCGAAAGAGGAGAAGCUGGCACGCUUGACCGAGCUCAAGCACCAGCAAAAAAUUGAAAUUGCCGUCAAGUACAAGGCCGGGAAGAAAAAUAGAGGGAACUUCCAGAAGCACUUUAGAGAUGAGAUCUUGCAAUAGUGAGAGGCUCGGGAUCAAACUGGGUCUGGAGUUGUGCAUUUAUACGAGUUAUGAUCAAGCA
This is a messenger RNA of Babjeviella inositovora NRRL Y-12698, 1491 nucleotides long. RefSeq lists its product as uncharacterized. Bases 213 to 1430 code for a protein of 405 amino acids. The transcript has a single exon. Gene Ontology annotation, cellular component: preribosome, large subunit precursor. Gene Ontology annotation, biological process: ribosomal large subunit biogenesis. The record is from RefSeq and is a predicted model, not a curated record. Lineage: Eukaryota; Fungi; Ascomycota; Pichiomycetes; Serinales.